CCAAGUUUGGCCCAACUAGGAAGCCCACCUGACUGUCUGUAUGCGCUAACUUUAUUUAGCAGACACUCGUGUCAUAUUUGGUCGCCACCAUCUCUUCCUCACAGCCACACCUGUGGCAAUUCUUCAUGUCUACGGUAAACCAUCCUACUGUACUUUCCGAGAGCGGGAGCGCUGAUAGUUGGUUGGCCUCUACCUGAAUACCACCUAUAUCAACACAUCAUCUCCCGUGAGUCGUGAGGCAUGCAACAUCAGGCAACACUCUUCUUCAGAGACUUCAACUUCUUUUAAUUAAGCACUCUGGGCCAAUGAAGAGGUAGCCCAAAAAUAUCAACAGAUCAAGACGAUGGACGGCCUUGUGAAAUGGGCCCUAGUGCUCUGGAUUUGGGGAGGAAAUGAGUCUUUGGGGCGAGUUACAGUGACUUGUCGGGAUUUUUGGACCACUACCAGUAAUUUCGCACCUUAUGUGCAUGCCGUGCGGGAUGGAUCGCAACUCAAAGGACCCUGGAUUAAUGCGGAUGCCAAGUUACUCUCACUUAACGUGAUCAAUGGGACGUUGUGGUUGAACUUGGGUGGAUCACUGAACCAGUUUGAACCCGUCAUCGGAACGCCUCCCAGUUCUUCUUCACAAUUCACCUUGAAACAAGUUAUGGAGAAUGCGAUUGAGCAUUGGAGCCCAAGGGGAUUUGUGGUCAACUACUUGCCUUCCAGUUUAUUUGAGUGUGAACAUCUUUCUUCGUAUUCCAAGGAUAUUCCAAUUUGGGUUUCUCAAGAGAGCGGGAUUCAUGGUUGUGGCCUCGGAUUGAACCAUAUGAUGGACAAGCCAUUCGCUCUCGAUUCAUCCAUAAAACGGCUCUUGGAUGAGGAUAUCCUCCUCAAAAAUGAUCGAACUCGAGUGUUGGACAUCCUCAACGACUUCUUCACCACCAAAGUGGCUGAGGCUGAUGUUCGAUACUUGAGAACUAUGUACUCGAGGCAAUCAGAGAGUACUCGACAAUCCUUCACGGAUUUGUUCCUUCAGAAUCUCCUCCAUUUAGUGGAUAAUACGAGAAGUGGACCAAAGGGAAGUCCAUUGGAUCCGUUGGCCUUUUUGCCUGAUCUCCGAGAAACAGGGUCUACCUAUUCUGCCAGUGAUUUCCAAUCCGUCCGAAAAAGUCUUGCCAGUCGACCCAAUGAAUGCCAUUUGGUCUCGUUAAGAGCAGGUAUCCUCGAAACUGGGGAGUCAAUUAGUGCCGUCAAGAAAGUCUUGGAUGAGCAUGAGAAUGUAAUCGUGCUAGCUUUUGCCAAAGCCUACGACAUCACAAACGGCCAAAGUCUGAAACAAAUCCAACAGAUGUUGGGUCAAGAUCGCGUUCUGAUCCAAUCUUCAUCUGAUUUAGAGGCUGACUUUCCCGAGAUUUCUCCAUCCUUGGCUCCAAAUCCUAGGAAAUCGGGAGCACUUCCAACUUGGGUUGGGAGUCAAAAUGCGUUUUUCAUGAUUCUUAUGAUCUAUUUUUCAAUUGGGCAGCUUUAA
Tigriopus californicus is the source of this 1510-nucleotide messenger RNA. RefSeq lists its product as uncharacterized. The transcript is spliced from 4 exons. The record is from RefSeq and is a predicted model, not a curated record. NCBI's taxonomy places the organism in Eukaryota, Metazoa, Arthropoda, Copepoda, Harpacticoida, Harpacticidae. The coding region runs from base 344 to 1510 and encodes 388 amino acids.